This is a messenger RNA of Penicillium robsamsonii, 306 nucleotides long. RefSeq names its product Efflux pump. The transcript is spliced from 2 exons. The record is from RefSeq and is a predicted model, not a curated record. Bases 1 to 306 code for a protein of 101 amino acids. Lineage: Eukaryota; Fungi; Ascomycota; Eurotiomycetes; Eurotiales; Aspergillaceae.
AUGAAAGGCACUGAUGUUGCCGCCGCCACAUUGAUUGAGGUGUUAAACAACAGCAUUGAUAAAGUAGACUCUGACUUAAUCAUCCCAAAUGGUGCAUCUGGACUGAACACGGCGGUUACAAAGCGAUAUGGUUCGGUGACUGCAAUAAAGGUGCUUGAGCUAUACAAUGAGGCACUCAAGGAAUUCUUUUUGGUGUCUAGUCUUAUCAGCUGUGACUAUCAUCGGUUUUAUGGCUAUGGAGUGGAGAAGCGUAAAGGCAGUGAGGAUGAAAAGACGGAAGUUAGCGCUUCUGAAAAGUCCGAUUAA